Messenger RNA from Scleropages formosus (Asian bonytongue), 3345 nucleotides. RefSeq names its product trafficking regulator of GLUT4 1-like. Gene Ontology annotation, cellular component: membrane. The record is from RefSeq and is a predicted model, not a curated record. The coding region runs from base 68 to 616 and encodes 182 amino acids. The transcript has 3 exons. NCBI's taxonomy places the organism in Eukaryota, Metazoa, Chordata, Actinopteri, Osteoglossiformes, Osteoglossidae.
AUUUCUUCUGAGGAGUGGCAGUGAUCUAGACUGGGGUGAGGGGUUUGGAGUGACUCUCGGGUGAAGGAUGGCCAUCAACACAGACGCGGAGUUUGACAAGAGUGUCCUGGGUGGGAGUGGAACGGCUCAGCCUCUCGAGUCGCAGGAGACGGAGAAACUCCUGAGCGCCGCGACCACGGAGCCGGCGGGGGGCAAGACCCCCAGGGUGUCCGCCUCCUUCACGGUCAGUGUGGGGGGCAGCGAGAAGGAGGCAGAGGCGGACCAGAACGGACACGGGGGGCCGUUGGUUUUGGGGUCCGAGGGGCCGCUCGGGGGGGCUCCGUCCUCCCCGUCCCGCCUCAGUCUGAGCCGCACGUCGUCGACCGGCAACACGGCGCAGGAGCAGCCCAAGCCCCCGGACUACCUCAUCCUGGCCAUCUUCUCCUGCUUCUGCCCCGUGUGGCCCAUCAACAUCGUCGGGCUCGUCUACUCUAUCAUGUCCAGGAACAGUAUGCAGCAGGGGGACGUGGACGGUGCCAAGAGGCUGGGCCGACUCUCCCGCCUCCUCAGCAUCGUCUCCAUAGUGCUGGGCUUGGUCAUCCUCAUCGUCUACACCAUAGUCACAGUGAUGGGCUGAGCGAAGCUCCACCUUGUCCACAGAGCCAUAGAAGGAAACCCACCUCGCCCCGCCCACCUGUAGAGUACACCAAACAUAAAUGUCACGAAACGGAAAAGCACUAAACUCAACAGACCAAUCUCGGUCUGCCACGUACAAAUCGUCCCGUGUCCAGCGUAGAAAAAGAGCAUCUCCUCCUCGUCAGCGAGGAGACACGGUGGACAAACCAUAGGGAGACGCGAUGCUAAAAACAGAAACAAAAUGGGGUAAGAAAUGCAUGCAUUAGUUAACAUUUGCUUGAAGACGAAAACACACAUUAAUCAAAAGAUUUCCCUCUCGGCUGGGAGAUGCACAGCGCCAUCCAGGUGCGUGCCGCUGGCAGAGGAUGGACGAGGCGGCGAAGGAAGCCGGACUCUCACUCGGGAGAACCUCAAUGGGCCACUAAUGAGAACAAAAGAUCUGGACAAAGAAGCAGAAUUAUUAUAGAAAUAUACUCCUGGUUUGACUGCUAGCAACUUAUAUACCAGUCCUAUAUAUGUACACAUAUAUGCGCACAUUAGAAUAUAUUUGCAGAAUGCAUUAAUGCACAUUUUCUAAAAGUUUGUAUGUAGCCUCCCGGUGGGCCACAGAAUCGAGAGGAGGCUUGGCUUGCGGAGGGACCGCGACGGUCACGUGACGUUUGGGUUCGAAUCGAGAUCAUUUCGUGUUUUAUUUUGUCGUUUUUUGACGGAAAACAAAGACCCUCUGCAUGCCGAUCUUGGGUGUGGAUAUGAAUCCGUGUUACAUCCAUUACUGUACGCCCCAAUUUCUGGGACCAACUCAAGCAGGACCCCGGUGUCGGGAGACUCUAAGCACUGGAUUAGGAAGCCGUUGGCACUUGAUUGGCACGCCGCUGCGCCUUCGUUCAACAUUCAGCAUCCUUCGUUUGACGGGCAUCUCCUGCUUCUGCAACGCAGGGGGAAAGGGGGCUAGAUGGGAAAUACCUUUUCUCCCCUUCACUUCGUGUUCACGUAGUAAGUCUCAGUGUGGACAUGAACAGAGGACAUCCCCCUGUCCAAAUCCAGACAUUUGCUGCUUUUCGCCAGGCUGGUGUAUUGUAACAGCCCAGCGAGUGCUACACUCUCCUUUCCUCCUCCUCCUGCUCCAUUGGUAUGGUGUAUAUUACAAUAUAUAGGCAUGCUUAAAGUGUACCAUAGAUAUACUGUCAGAUUUCACUCCCUGCACCACUGUAAUGGCCCUCUAACUAAAUUAAUGUCCCUUUGGGGGGAGGGGGGGGUGUGUUGUUGAUUGGUUCGGUUACAAUGACACACAACUUCAUUUUGCUGCCUUAACCGCAUCCGCAGGCACGGCACCAAACAGAAGUUACAGUUUUUCCCGGGUCACCCGCUCAUUAUCCCCCACCGUUAUCGAGCGGCAGCUCCACCUAAUGAACGGCAGGUACUCGAGUAGCGGGUUGUUUGUUUGAAUACGGCAUUGUGGGUAAUUGGAAAGAGCUGACAGACAAAGCGGGGAAGGAGAAUGGCCAUCCGGAGCAGUGGAAAAUAUAUGGUGACACCGGAGACGAAUUACUGGACUACGCCCCAAGUCUCAUUUGUUUGUUUUUUUUUUUUUUUUCGCUGGGUAAUAUGUUUGGCCAUCUGUCACUCCCACCGCUGCCCCUCCAGGGAAGACGUCGUCUUUCGGGAUGAAAAGGGUUUAACGGGUCGACUCUCCUUGUACUGAGAGUGCAGAUUAAUACUUGGAUAUAUAGAAAGUUGUGCCCUGGAUGGAGGCACAAAUAUGAGGGCUUCCGGCCAUUCUGCGGUGCUGCUGAUAAACACAAGAGGCUUACAGCAAACCGUUCCUCAGCGAAUUAGCAUCACUUGCCCCCACCCCUUGUACUCCCUCGAAUAUGUUAAAGCAGUAUUUUUGCUAGCAGCUCAGUUUCGUAAAUCCCGUCUCUCGGUCCUAGAAUGUGCAUCACCGCAAUCUGGAGUUUCUGUUUUACAAGGAAAUCUGUGCGUAGCAGCGAGAAGAGCGACGCAGAAAAUCGCUUAGAGGAUCUGUACAAGUGCAGGAGAAAUAGCACAUUAAUAGCAUAACAGGGUAGAGAAGUUCCACAAAUAACUUGGAAGGAACAACGAGAACAUACAUCUAAACUAUUAUUUUUUAUGGCCUUGCUGUUACCACAGCAAACAAAUUCUUUUUAAAAAUUUCUCUUUUUUCCUUAACCAAAGAGACAGGUCAGAGGAAAGCAUUUGAUUUUUUUUCACUCGACUAUGAGCGUAUAAUAGCAGUUAUGAAUUAUAUGCUUGUAUGUUUUUGGCCGCAUAGGUGGGCUGUCCAUAAGUAUAAAUGCCAACCUGUGCCGAGAAAUUUUAGAAGCAGGACCCCUGUAAAGUCCCAGACGCCCCCCUCUCUAAGAGGGAAAGGUGGAAAUGGAAGUAAUGGGGGAAUUCUGGGUAAAUCUGCACAGACACGUACAAAAGGCAGUGGGCCAUAGCCCACAGACAAGGCCCUGGAUUUCCCGCAACUCGCACCACAGCUAGUCGCUGUUGCCCGAGCGCCGGCUCCGUACGAGAUCUGACCUGUGCUCAAGGAUACACAUCACGUCUAUUUUUCACUUUUUUGGAAGCCUCCUGUAUCCACCUCUCUCUCAUUACCUUGGCUGAGAGGCCUAAGUGCAGUUUUGUGUCUGUUGAAAAAGAAGAAAAAAGACAAACUUUAUAUUCUUGUAUAUUUUCCUAGUACUGUUUCCAAGAGGGACAUAU